Nannospalax galili (Upper Galilee mountains blind mole rat) is the source of this 2206-nucleotide messenger RNA. RefSeq names its product heterogeneous nuclear ribonucleoprotein D (gene Hnrnpd). The record is from RefSeq and is a predicted model, not a curated record. The transcript is spliced from 8 exons. NCBI's taxonomy places the organism in Eukaryota, Metazoa, Chordata, Mammalia, Rodentia, Spalacidae. Gene Ontology annotation, molecular function: RNA binding. Gene Ontology annotation, biological process: regulation of gene expression. Gene Ontology annotation, cellular component: nucleoplasm. The coding region runs from base 345 to 1343 and encodes 332 amino acids.
GCGCGCUCUGGCAUCACGUGACCGGGACGCGCUGUUCUUCCGUCGGCCAUUUUAGGUGGUCCGCGGCGGCGCCAUUAAAGCUAGGAGGAGGCGAGAGUGGCCGCCGCUGCUACUUAUUCUUUUUUAGGGCAGCCGGGGAGAGUGGGAGUGCGCGCCGCGCGAGAGUGGGAGGCGAGGGGGGCAGGCCGGGGAGAGGCGCAGGAGCUUUUGCAGCCACGCGCGCGCCUUCUGUCUUGUGCCUCGCGAGCUAGAGCGGGCGCGCGGCAGCGGCGGCGGGGAUUACUUUGCUGCUAGUUUCGGUUCGCGGCAGCGGCGGGUGUCGUCUCGGCGGCGGCAGUAGCACUAUGUCGGAGGAGCAGUUCGGCGGGGACGGGGCGGCGGCGGCGGCAACGGCGGUAGGCGGCUCGGCGGGCGAGCAGGAGGGAGCCGCGGUGGCGGCGCCGGGGGCAGCGGCGGCGGCUGGAAGCGGGAGCGGCGGCGGCUCAGCGGCCGGAGGCACCGAAGGAGGCAGCGCCGAGGCGGAGGGGGCGAAGAUCGACGCCAGUAAGAACGAGGAGGACGAAGGGAAAAUGUUUAUAGGAGGCCUUAGCUGGGACACUACAAAGAAAGAUCUGAAGGACUACUUUUCCAAAUUUGGUGAAGUUGUAGACUGCACUCUGAAGUUAGAUCCUAUCACAGGGCGAUCAAGGGGUUUUGGCUUUGUGCUAUUUAAAGAAUCGGAGAGUGUAGAUAAGGUCAUGGAUCAGAAAGAACAUAAAUUGAAUGGGAAAGUCAUUGAUCCAAAAAGGGCCAAAGCCAUGAAAACAAAAGAGCCUGUUAAAAAAAUUUUUGUUGGUGGCCUUUCUCCAGAUACACCUGAAGAGAAAAUAAGAGAGUACUUUGGUGGUUUUGGUGAGGUGGAAUCCAUAGAACUCCCAAUGGACAACAAGACCAAUAAGAGGCGUGGGUUCUGCUUUAUUACCUUUAAGGAAGAAGAACCAGUAAAGAAGAUAAUGGAAAAGAAAUACCACAAUGUUGGUCUUAGUAAAUGUGAAAUAAAAGUAGCCAUGUCGAAGGAGCAGUAUCAGCAACAACAGCAGUGGGGAUCUAGAGGAGGAUUUGCAGGAAGAGCUCGUGGAAGAGGCGGGGGCCCCAGUCAAAACUGGAACCAGGGAUAUAGUAACUAUUGGAAUCAAGGCUAUGGCAACUAUGGAUAUAACAGCCAAGGUUACGGUGGUUAUGGAGGAUAUGACUACACUGGUUACAACAACUACUAUGGAUAUGGUGAUUAUAGCAAUCAGCAGAGUGGUUAUGGGAAAGUAUCCAGGCGAGGUGGUCAUCAAAAUAGCUACAAACCAUACUAAAUUAUUCCAUUUGCAACUUAUCCCCAACAGGUGGUGAAGCAGUAUUUUCCAAUUUGAAGAUUCAUUUGAAGGUGGCUCGUGCCACCUGCUAAUAGCAGUUCAAACUAAAUUUUUUGUAUCAAGUUCCCGAAUGGAAGUAUGACGUUGGGUCCCUCUGAAGUUUAAUUCUGAGUUCUCAUUAAAAGAAAUUUGCUUUCAUUGUUUUAUUUCUUAAUUGCUAUGCUUCAGAAUCAAUUUGUGUUUUAUGCCCUUCCCCCCAGUAUUGUAGAGCAAGUCUUGUGUUAAAAGCCCAGUGUGACAGUGUCAUGAUGUAGUAGUGUCUUACUGGUUUUUUAAUAAAUCCUUUUGUAUAAAAAUGUAUUGGCUCUUUUAUCAUCAGAAUAGGAAAAAGUGUAGUAAAAAAUGUCUUGGAUUCAAGUUAUUAGAAGCAUAAAUCUGAAAAACCAUAAACUGUCAGAUUGAGGACAUGGUUAAAACUAGUGAAAUUUUAAAUGUUUUUGGCAAAAUAUGAUUUUUGCCACAAUAUGUCCUCCCUGUCUAAAUUGGUAAUGAUUAAUGUAGUCAGUUUGCUUGUUGGUUGUUUUCAUAUUCUGUAGCCCAUUAAGUUUUAUAUGAAUACCUUCCCAAAUACCCACUUUUUCUUCAUGUGUAUUAUGCUUUUUAAGAGAACAAAUCUGGAAAAAUUUGCAAGAACCCCUUUGCACAGUUGUUUUUAAGCUUCCAUUAAAAAAAAAAAUGAACUUAAGGAAAUCUGUAAAUUAAAGAAAAAUGCAGGUAGUUUAGAGAUUUUUUUUUUUUAAGAGUUGUGUUGAAGUUAAUAGGUAUUCAAGUGUUGAGGGGGGGAUUAAAGAAGUAAGACUGUU